Molecule: messenger RNA, 936 nt
Organism: Aspergillus welwitschiae
Lineage: Eukaryota; Fungi; Ascomycota; Eurotiomycetes; Eurotiales; Aspergillaceae
Product: metallophosphatase domain-containing protein
Exons: 1
Coding region: 1-936 (311 amino acids)
Molecular function (GO): hydrolase activity
Source: RefSeq, a predicted model, not a curated record
AUGUCCCCCACCCCCAGCAUGAAAACCCGAUUCCUCAUCCUCUCCGACACCCAUGGCGCAGAGCUACCCGAAUCGUGCUUCCAUCACUCCUCAGACAUUGUAAUCCACUGCGGUGAUCUCACAACCUCAUCCUACAUAACCGAGUUCCAAACAACAAUCAAGCAACUCCAGCGUCUCAAAGCCCCAUUCAAGCUUGUCAUCGCCGGAAACCACGACUUCACCUUAGACACACCAACCUUCCAACAGAAGAUCCGCGAAGCGGGCCUCGAAAACGACCCCACCGUCAAGAAUGUCUACGGCGACUACGAAGAAAUCCGCACUCUCUUCAAACACCAACAAGAGAACGGAAUCAUCUUCCUAGACGAAGGCACACACUCAUUAACCCUACCAAACGGUGCGAAACUCAACAUCUAUGCCAGUCCCUAUACCCCCUCCCUCGGGGACUGGGGCUUCCAAUACCAUCCUGAAAAAGGGCAUGGCUUUCAGAUCGACAAAGAUGUUGAUGUCGUGAUUACCCACGGCCCACCUAGAGGAAUAAUGGAUUACACUGAAAAUGGAAGAGCCGGGUGUCUGGAUCUUUUCAAAGCCGUUGCGAGAGCUAGACCCCUCAUGCAUUGCUUUGGACAUAUUCAUGAAGGGUGGGGUGCGAUGAUUGCACGUUGGAGGGAUAGUACUGUUAUUGGCAACGAACCUUCUCAUUUCACGGCUAUUGACUAUGGACGGUCGACUGCUAUCAACAAGCUAUCGAAGCUUGAUUCUAUGACAUCGCCGGCUGUUAUUCGGACAAGUCACUGCACGGAUGAUGCGGUAGCGUUGCUACCGGGCGAUCAGACAUUGUUUGUAAAUGCAGCGUUUGAGGGCAGCAAUAUAUCAGAUGGUGGCCUUUUAAGGCAUCCGGUUUGGCAAGUUGAUUUGGAGCUUCCGCCUGCUAGGUAG